Gryllus bimaculatus (two-spotted cricket) is the source of this 3034-nucleotide messenger RNA. The record is from the annotation of a GenBank genome assembly. Lineage: Eukaryota; Metazoa; Arthropoda; Insecta; Orthoptera; Gryllidae.
AUGGAAUCCAUUGUAAUUCCUAAAACAAUUGCUAAGAUUAAGCCGUACGUGAUCAACAUAAGUGAUAACAUUAUGUUCAUUUCGCAGAAAAAGCUGUGCGAGGAGUGGGCGCUAGCUUCGGCGCGCGAGAGCGACCCUGGCGAGCAAGGGGGCGACGCCGUCACCUUCGUCGUCAAGUACCUGGGCUCCACGCUCGUCGAGACGCCCAGCAGUGAGACGGCCACCGCCGACGCCAUCAAGACCGUCAUCACCAUGGCGAAGGCGAGCGGGCGCAAGCUGCCGCGCGUGGCGCUCAGCGUCAGCCUGAGGGGCAUCCGCAUGGUGGACUUGGCCACCGACGAGCUGCACCUCGACGUUUCCAUCUACAGAAUCUCAUACUGUUCAGCUGAUGCAACAUAUGAUCAUGUGUUUGCCUUCAUUGCUACAAACAGCAAUGAAACAAUGGAGUGUCAUGCUUUCCUAUGUCCUAAACGAAAGAUGGCUCAAGCAGUAACACUGACUGUAGCACAGUCUUUCAACACAGCUUAUGAACUCUGGCAGAUGACUGAAGGCAGCUCAGAAGUGAAUGAGAAGAAAAUUAGUCUUCUUAACAAAACUGAAGAGCAGCAAGGUUUACAAUUAGAGCAUUUGACAAUAGUUGGUGAUUGGAUUUCAGAGAACAUCCGCAACAGCAAAGCCAAGGAGAGCCCUCUGAAUAAAAAUCUUACAGAGAGCAAGAGCCUGCUGAUUGAUUUCUCUGAACCAGAAUCUCUUCCAGAUAAUGGUAAUACCUGGGUGUGCUUUGAUGAUGACAGAUCAGAGAAUCUAAACAGCAGUUUUUCAAGACUAUCAGUGACAUCUCCACAGAAGGCAGCACCCUUAACCACAUCACCCCAGCACCACAUCAACAUUCUGACUGGGAGCCACAACAGUAGCAACGGCACCACGAACACUUCUUCCAACAGCCACCCAUGGGGAGAGCCUCAGGCUGUUAACCUCCUAUGUUCUUAGCCAGUUAGCAUGAGACAGCUAUUUUAUAAUCGGUUCUUAUCAGCAGAAAAUAUGUGUGCAACAUUGUGCGCAUCCUAGAGUUUUAAUAAAAAGCAGUUAAAUGAAACUGCAAUAGAAUGUGGGAUGGUCUAGCUUCAGUGUUGUAACAUAAUAAUGAUUUUCAUGGUUCCCCUCCCCUCACCCUUUAUCUGAGUGCUGGGGAUGUGAAAUCGUAAUGAAGCACUACUGAGACUUAAGCAACCUGAACAUGAUGUUAUUACAAAAUAUCAGUUUACUAUUCAGAUGAUGAUUUAGUUUUGAUUAUUUUUUAAAACAGUAGUUCCUUUUAAUAGUUUAAAUACUUGUUUUCUUCAAUUACACAUUAAGUUUUAUUGACAAAUACAUAAUGUUACACUUUUCAAGAUAAUGGUUUAUUCACAUUUUCUCACUAGAAUUUCUCUACACUGUUUAGCCAAAACAGAAACAAUUUUACAUGAAAAUAACAAAUUUAUUGGAAAUGAGAUAUUUUCUUUCAUAGAAAAUGUCACACAUUGACAGAUUAUCAUGUUCAUCUUUUCAUUCAUAUUUUUUGAAGAUUUAAUGUAAAAGAUAUGCUUCUUUUGACAGAAGGUCAAACUAUGUUAUAAGACUGAAGAAAAGUGUUUUUAUUCCUGGAUCAUGACUCAUUUUCUACACAUUUAAUUUUCCUUAUUUUAAUUGUAAAUGUUUCAUUUUUGUGACUAGAUUAAAGUUUAUUAAACACUGCUGAUGAGAAAAUUUAUGUAAUUUUAUUGUCAUGUAUGACUUCUGUACAAAAUAUAUUUGAAUGAAUGUAUAAUUUUAACUGUAUGUAUGUUGAGAGAGUAUUGCAUUGUAAAUACUAAAAGCUUCCAUGUAUCACAUAUCUAUUCGGUCAUGGGUGUAGGUGAAGACAAUAUAAGUUUAUUAGAGAGUAGAAAUUCUGUGGAUUUUUUGGAUGGUCUGUAUAUGAAUUCUGAGAAUUCUGGACCUAUUCACUAAAAGAGCUUGCCAAACACCAAAGGAAUGUAAAUGUUUUCAUGAUUUUCCUGUGUUAAUUAAACCAUGGGGUGAUGGAUAAGUUAUGCAUGCAAUGCAAACAUAAUAAAUUAAGAUUUAAUAAAAAAUAUUACUAGUGUUUUCAUCCUUCAGUAUAGAUUAUUAACAUAAAUACAGUUUGCAUUUAAAAUGCUGAGUAGUACAGCAGAUAUCAUAUGAGUCACAUAAAAAGUAGAAAGGAAAGAAAGAAAGAUUUUUAAUCAUUUUAGUGUAAAAAUAAAAUUAUAUUUCACUAUCUUACAUUGCAUAUUUAUUACAAUAAUUGUUUCUUCAUAUUUCAACAAGAACCAUAUUUUAUACAUAAAAAUUAGUAUGAUUAUCCUUUAGAAUGAAAUUUGUGUCUUUAUAAUGGUGCUACAAAGAAUCUUAGUAGUUUCUCCAUUAGCCCCAUGGUAUGCCUUUCGGUGUGAAAAUACGGAGUAGAGAAAAGGUUUUAAAUCUAGUUUGGUGCUUUGGAUACCACUGUCAGCUGUACUUAAGUAAUAGGUGCAACACCAUUCUUGUAUUGAGCAGUAUACAAACAUAAUAACAAAAAUGUGCCCAAUAAAAUUUGAUGGAAAGAUUGAACAUUUUUCAUGUGCAUACAGUAUAUUUUCAAAGUUCUUUAAAAAAUACUGCAAAGCCAACAUCUUGUCAUUUAUUAUAUUAUACUGGACAGUACAAAAUAUCCACAUGGUGAGUUAAAACCUCUUGUUAUUCCAUGUCUGUGGCGAUACUUUGUAGCAUGAAUAUUAGAUAAAUAUUCAAGAAAAGUUUUCAGAGUUGUACUUAUGAAGAUAUUUUCGAUUGCUAUAUCAUUCAACAGUUUUAAUAUCUUUAUUAUCUGUGUAUAGGAUAUUUACUGUCAAUAUAAUACUGUAGUUUCUUUUAAGAAUGUUGCUAUAUAUACAUUGUAAUAUGUAUGUGAAUUUUAAUCAAUGCAAUUUGUAUACAUACAUAAGCAGAACAUUAUGGUAAAUGUUUCAUAAUAAAUGGAUUAUUGUAUGUU